This is a messenger RNA of Asterias rubens (European starfish), 2134 nucleotides long. RefSeq names its product RNA polymerase II subunit A C-terminal domain phosphatase SSU72-like. The record is from RefSeq and is a predicted model, not a curated record. Bases 66 to 647 code for a protein of 193 amino acids. The transcript has 5 exons. Lineage: Eukaryota; Metazoa; Echinodermata; Asteroidea; Forcipulatida; Asteriidae. Gene Ontology annotation, biological process: termination of RNA polymerase II transcription. Gene Ontology annotation, cellular component: mRNA cleavage and polyadenylation specificity factor complex; nucleus. Gene Ontology annotation, molecular function: RNA polymerase II CTD heptapeptide repeat phosphatase activity.
UCAUCAUAGAAAGGAGCCAAGAAACCGGAGCCAAGGUCGGACUUGUCCUAAAUAAUCGUGUCAAAAUGUCUGGAAAGCUGAAGGUGGGAGUGGUGUGUUCGAGCAAUCAAAACAGAAGUAUGGAGGCUCACGCUGUUCUAAGCAAAAAAGGAUUUAAUGUGAAAUCAUUUGGAACUGGUGCCAACUGCAAGCUGCCAGGUUCAGCUCCAGACAAACCAAACAUCUAUGAUUUUAACACAACAUAUGAUGAGAUGUACAGAGACCUGGAGACCAAAGACAAACAACUCUACACACGAAAUGGCAUCUUGUCUAUGCUUGAUAGAAAUAGACGAAUCAAAAAACGACCUGAGAGGUUCCAGAAUAGCAAGGAGAAGUUUGACUUAGUCGUAACGGCCGAAGAAAGAGUCUACGACCAAGUUUUAGAAGAUUUCAAUUCAAGAGUGCAGGAAACGAUGGAUCCAGUACACGUGGUGAAUAUUGAAAUUAUGGAUAACCACGAAGAGGCAACGUUAGGGGCCUUCGUCAUUUACCAGCUUUGCCAAAAACUUGAAAAAAGUACGGACCUUGACCAGGAAAUAGACGAACUGUUGCUCCAGUUUGAGAGGAAAUGCAACCGAGACAUCCUUCACACUGUUUGCUUUUAUUGACCGGUUAAUUACAACACCAAGGGACCUAUAUACUUUACUGCCUAUGUAUGUUGCUGCUCUGACGAGCUGCGAUGCCACUACUUUAUCGGCGGGAGUAUUUAGUGUUUAGAAAUGGUGUUCACAGUUGACUGUGAUUAUGUGUUUGCAUGUCAUAUUAUGUUACAUAUUAUUAAAAUAUUGACUACUAAAUGAGGGCUCAGUUACAAUUACAGGCCCAAAGAUGUCAAAACCAUGACUACUCAGUUUUGCCUCGGGUAUAGUCAUGGUUUUGACACCACCGAUGGCCAACUAUAGUUUUAACUGUGCCCCGAUUAUUAAGCAGCCAAAAUUUAUUUAUAUACCGAAUAAUAACAUGAUUUUUCAAAUCAAUGACCCUGACUAUACGGUGAAAGUUCGUCUGCGAAGAAAGGUCGCAGUUCGCUAGUCGUACAGUACACACGAGCGACCUAUUAUUUGCGACUGUUUCUUUAUUUUGAGGGCGAACACAGUUGAUUGCUGUGCCCCAGGCACAGUUAUCUAUGACGUCAUCUCCCAGCUAUGUGACACAAUUUUUAACAAAUCAGAUUAGAGGAAUCUAUUUGAGGUAUAUUAUUAACUAUGUCACAUUUUUAUGUAACAUACAUUUUUAAACACUACUGGGCGUGUCCCGAGCUUUGAUGAAGCGAAGAUGCAUAAUAAUCUACUCUCUUAAUAUAAAAGAGUGAAAAACCACUCGUUUUGUCCGCCAUACAACUCUUGCAAAGCGGCAUAUACAAAGGGCGGAAAAUUCUUUUUAGAGAAAGACGGGUACUUUCAACUCGAUUUAGAGUAAAGUUCGUUCAAAUUUCACUAAAAAAGUGCCACAUAUUGACUUUCACUCUCAAAAGAGCGAAAAUGCCACCACUCGGACAAGAGAGUGAAAUGUUGACUCUUUUACAUUAAGAGAGUAGACUUUACAAACAAAAACAUCAGAUUCACCACAAUAUCAAGAGAACGUGACUUGUGCAAUUUAUCCGCACAUUAUUUGUGAGACUUGUAAAAUCAUUUAACAUUGGAUUUAACUUGAGCAUAAUUCUGUUCGUGAACCCACGGACGUAUGCACAUAAUGAAAGAACAAAGUGAUGUCAGAAUAAUUAUGCGACCUGACUAAAAAGGGCUUCCAAGUUAUAAACGUCCACAAUAAACUCAAAUACAAAUUGGACUAUAACCGUAUUGUCAAAGAAGAAAGCUUAUAGGUCACAUUAUGAGUCUAACAUUUGACGGAGAAAGUCACAAGAUCAUGACAGCCAAUUGUUUUAAUUCCAGUCAAUAAUGUUUGUUUGUUUAGGAGAUUUUUGAUGAACCAUAUUAAACUCUGACCCUUUACAUUUGUUAUGACGUCAUGCAUAAGUAUUAAGAGAGGCGUAUAAGUUAUCAAUUAAGGAAGCCGCUGUGGCCGCUAUACGCCUCUCUUAAUACUUAUGCAUGACAUCAUAGUUCUUACCCAAAAUGAGGCUAUGGGCGCACUU